AUGAGCCAGCUGCAUGAAAUCAACUCCAAACCUUCAUCUCGAGCAGCUCUGGUCGGGUUUGGUGGAGUUGGGAAGUCCCAGGUUCUGAUCGAAUACUCGUAUCGUGUUCGAGAGCAGUCGGAGAUAUGGGUAUUUUGGAUUGACGCAAGCGACAUAGUGAGGUACGAAGAAGGACUUCGUGACAUGGCAGAUCAAGUCAAAAUCCCCGGGCGUCAAGACUCCAGCGCGAACAUAUUUCAACUUGUCUGCACUUGGCUGCAAGAUCUUGGGAAUGAGAAAUGGUUCCUCAUUCUUGAUAAUGUUGAUGACGAUGAAUAUCUUCAUAUGCCGAUACCACAAUUUUCACGAUUGAACCGCGCCGCAAGUACGAGCAUGCAUGAACUGGAAAGGUCCCAAAGCUUGCUGCCCGGCAAGUCCCCUGUGGAAUAUCUUCCCAUGAAACCGACUGGGUCAAUUAUAAUGACAACUCGAAGUAAACGAGUCGCGAGAAACUUCGUCAAUGAGUGCGAUAUCAUAGCAAUAGAGCCUCUCGAUGCUCAUGCGUUCUCGCUGCUACAAAGAAUCCUCCCGACGGAGACUAUGCCAGUGGUAGAUGAUGCAAGCCUGCGUAUGCUUGCUCAGGAGCUUGACUGUAUAGCAUUGGCCGUCGUGCAAGCGGCAACAUAUAUUGCAAGGCGGGCUCCUAGAUGCUCUGUGCAUCAAUACCUCGAGAUGUUUCGAAAGGGUAGCCGAGUAAGAGCGGAACUUUUGAAGAGUGAAGGAAGGGAUAUAUAUCGCGACCGGCGAAGAAACAACUCCAUAAUUGUGGCAUUGCAACUUUCGUUCGAGGUGAUCCAAGAGACAAGCCCGGAUGCGAUGGAUCUACUAUCAUUAAUGAGCUUCUUCGAUCGAAAGAGCAUACCAGACUAUCUCCUCCAGCCCCCUUCCAAGAUCAACGAUUGGAAUGAAAGCGGCAGUAACUCCGAAAGUGAUGGUGGAGAUUAUGCUGGGUCAUGGUUAAGUCAUAUAAAAGAACAUGAAACCGAUACUCUCGAUAUACUGGAUUCGGACUCCGAUGGUGAUAUUCAAAUGUCAGUCAGCGUACCCGAAGACAUUUGGUUCGAAGAUAGCAUCAACACGCUGAAAGACUACUCUCUGAUCUCCAUUGGCCCCGAGUCCCACACCUUUCAGAUGCAUGGUCUCAUACAAUUUUCGACACGAGACUGGCUUGAAGCCAAGGGAAAAAUUGAACCGUGGAAAGCAGUUUUUCUUCGGAACUUGUAUCGUGAGUUUCCAAAGGAAACCAACUACGCGAACCAAGCGAAAUCCCGUAUUCUGUUUCCCCACGUUCAACGCGCUUUAGCAUAUGGGCCAAAUUCAAAUUACAGACUUCGAUGGGCCAGACUCAUCAGCCAGGGCGCCUUUUACGCCAAUUUCUCCGGCCUAUUUGGUGAAGCGAGGCACAUGGCCAGUGUUUCACGAAAGGAGAUCCAAGACUCACUUGGAGACAAGGAUUCGGGUGAUGCCAUCGUUGCCUGCGUCUUUGAACUCAAUGUACUAAGGGCCUGCGGCAAUCUGGAAGCCGCCGAGGACCUGUGUCUUCAAAUACUCGAAUCAUUAUAUAGAGAUCUACAAGUCACCAAGGACUUGUUUCGCCAGGCGCUCGAAUCAUCACCUAGUGAACAACCCUCCCCAAGCCAGCAUGCAUACUUUGCCUACCACUCAUUGUACGCCGAUAUACUUCGUGAACAAGGCCGCCAUCGAUGGACUGAAGCGGAAGCUGAGUAUAAGAAGGUAUGGGAGAUGUGGCUAAGAGACGCCCCUAACGCAAAUAGCGGCUUGAAUGAGAUCAAAUCAUCUCUCGCCGAAUUAUACCAAUACCAAGGUCGACUCCAGGAGGCAGAAACCAUGUUUGAGGACGUAAUCAAGGUUCAAAGAGAGAUUUCAUCAGAUUCGCCUCUGGUGUUGCAUGAUUAUAUGAAAGGUCUCUCUUCUGUCUAUCUGCAGCGAGAUCUCCAUGAAAAGGGGAUUGCACUUUUAAAGGAGGUCGUUGAUAAAGAAGAACUUUUAUUUGGACCUGAUCAUCAUCGAACACUUUCAAGCAUGCGAAGCCUUAUACGCGCAUAUCAUACCACCGACGACUCCCAACAAGCAAUUUUGCUAAUGAUGGAUGUCUUCCAGAGGCAGACUCGGUCCCUUGGAAAUGAAAACUCUGAGACCAUGCAAACACUCAGUCUGUUAAUCAAGAUGCUCAUGGAGAAUGAAGAUUUUGAAGCAGCCGAAUGCCUGGCUGAAAUGUCGAUCGACGUGCUUCAAACAAACCCUAGUCUGGUUAGCCUCUGUAAAAACAAGCUUGCGCAUAUCUACCGAGCCCAAGGCUUGACAAAGAAAGCUAUCGAUACUAUAUCUGAGGUUGUUGAGACGCAGAAGCAAGCAUUCGGCGCAAAUAAUGACACCGUGAUUGGAAUUCAGUUGUCCUUGGCUGAAUGGCUUGGGGAACAAGGCCGUGUUCUCGAGGCCGAGGUCCUUCACAGAGACAUUCACAAAGUUUGUAGGAAGGCUUUCGGCAAGAAACAUGUAAAAACAUUGGGGUCAUUACAGCUGCUUAUAGACUUCUACAUGAGGCAUGAGCUACUCGCUCCUGCAGAGCUAUCACAGAUGAUGUCUCAUCUCGCUGAUUCAAAAACAUCAGUUUUCGGGAGAGAAAGUCCAGACACACUCUUCACCUUACAUGUAUUGUCAGUUGUUUAUUGCCUCCGACUGGAUAGAUGCCAUGAGGCCGCUGAGCUACAGCAGGAAAUUCUUGAAAUUUGCUUGAGAAAUCCCGGUAUUGACUUUGAGCCUCAAGCUUUAUUCUUGAUGGAAACUUUGGCUACGAGUUGGGAAAGAACUGACCGUCCCGAAGAUUCUCAGGAUUUGAGAGAACUUAUGCUUGCUUGCUCUACGCACAAGACUUCUGAGGAAACAUUCAACUUUCUCGCGUCUUCCGACAUUUUAGCAGCCGCCCUGCGUAAAUCAUCACACUUCUUGACUAGCGGAGAGUCUCAUGGAUCACCAAUUGUGAUAUCUGAUUGA
Penicillium manginii is the source of this 3054-nucleotide messenger RNA. RefSeq names its product TPR-like protein. Gene Ontology annotation, molecular function: protein binding. The transcript has 2 exons. The record is from RefSeq and is a predicted model, not a curated record. Bases 1 to 3054 code for a protein of 1017 amino acids. NCBI's taxonomy places the organism in Eukaryota, Fungi, Ascomycota, Eurotiomycetes, Eurotiales, Aspergillaceae.